This is a messenger RNA of Labrus mixtus (cuckoo wrasse), 1626 nucleotides long. It is a transcript of the gene tnfa, whose product is annotated as tumor necrosis factor a (TNF superfamily, member 2). Gene Ontology annotation, molecular function: tumor necrosis factor receptor binding. NCBI's taxonomy places the organism in Eukaryota, Metazoa, Chordata, Actinopteri, Labriformes, Labridae. The record is from RefSeq and is a predicted model, not a curated record. Gene Ontology annotation, biological process: immune response. The coding region runs from base 458 to 1168 and encodes 236 amino acids. Gene Ontology annotation, cellular component: membrane. The transcript has 4 exons.
UCUGGUUUAUACUGGUUUAUACUGGUUUAUACUGAGUGUAAUGAGACUUUUUUUAAACAAGAAAUGAGACAAACAAACCUGCUCAGAUUCAAAAGUUUUGCAGAGUGACAGCAGACUUUCCACAAAGACUCCAUUUAUGACCAAUCUUUGUGUGUUUGAAGGUCUCAAACACUCACAUUUAUUUUGAUUUAACUUUUCAAAUAACUGAAGAAUACAACAUUGAGUGAGGCAGGGCAACAUUUCAGAUUAUACACACACUCUAAUAAGCAUAUUAUUAAAAUAAGUAAACGUGUAGGAGUGUGUGGUCGGGGCUCCAUCGCUCACACUGAGUGACAUCACGGAGUUUCCCUCUUCAGGAAGCUGCUUUAAAAGAGAGGCAGAGUGAGUGUGUUUCAGACAAUCACAGCCAAGGAGCUCACAGACACACAAACACACAUCCCUCUGAUUUAAAGUAAACAUGCCCGCUGAGUGUAAAGUGAUGCUGGACUCGGACUCAGACUCAGAGAAACAGACGUCGAGCUGCAGGCUGACCACGGCUCUGCUCAUCUUCACGCUCUGCCUCGCUGCUGCUGCUGCUGCCGUCCUCCUCUUCAACAAACAGCACCAGGAACCACGAGGAGAUGAAGACAGUUUCGAUCUUCAUCACACGCUGAGGCAGAUUUCAAAUGUGAGAGCAGCCAUUCAUUUAGAAGGACACUACAACCCCAUGAGGAAGAAUUCAGUGGAGUGGAAACCUCAGGUGGACCAGUUUCACUCUCAGGGAGGAUUCGAACUAGACCACAACGAGAUCGUGAUCCCUCAGGGAGGACUCUACUUCGUCUACAGCCAGGCCUCGUUCAGGGUCAGCUGCAGCAGUGGAGAAGAUGACUUGUCCUCCCACAAUAGUCUGGUUCACCUGAGCCACACGGUGAAGCGCUCGUCCAGCACAUACGAGAGCGAUGACAAGAACAGGAAGUACGAGACCAUCCUGCACUCGAUCCGCACCGCCUGCCAGAAGACGAGCAGCAGCGACCCCGAUCAGGAGGGCAAAUGGUUCUCAGCGGUGUACAUGGGAGCGGUGUUCAACCUGAGCCAAGGGGACCGGCUGCGGACGGUGAUGGAGGAGAGGAUGCUGCAGGACCUGGAGGACGAGCCGGGGAAGACUUUCUUUGGAGUGUUUGCUCUGUGAGCACGAGACCUGGACCUGAAGAGACUCCGUCAGGACUUCAGCACGAUGAUGUCCUGAUAGUUUCUUCUGCACUAAAAUCUGAUUUAUCGACUUGAUUGUAAAGUUGUUCAUUUCAGAGCUCAGUGUUUACCAAAGAGACCCCCAUGGGUCUAUCAUGUUAUGUACUAUGUACUACCGGUUUGAAUGUACUUUAACUGCUGCGUUUAUGUGAUGUCACUACAGCUGACAGAGUUUUAUACAGGAUGUAUUUAUUCAAGAUAUAUUUAUUUAUUUGACUUAUUUAUAUAUUUAUUUAUUAAGGAAUGUGUUCCAUUUUGUAACUUAUUCAAUAAUUUAUUAAGAUUUUAAAUUGGUUUGAUGGACUGUUUGUAUUUUUAUUGACAUUUGCAGAUGAUGUUUCUGUUUUUGUGGCGCUGUGAAAAAAGGAUUUAAAUAAAAUUGAAUCAACCCUAAAAGUA